Molecule: messenger RNA, 450 nt
Organism: Purpureocillium lilacinum
Lineage: Eukaryota; Fungi; Ascomycota; Sordariomycetes; Hypocreales; Ophiocordycipitaceae
Source: RefSeq, a predicted model, not a curated record
AUGGACGACAAAGCAGUUUGGGACGACUCUGCUCUCGUCGACUCCUGGAAUGAAGCUCUAGAGGAGUACAAGAAAUACCACAGCAUCCACGCAAAAGGCGGCAGUGUCAAAGAUCUUAUUGCUGAGGAGUCAUCGAGAGCCAAGGCUACGGCAUCAGAAAUCGGCAAUCAUGUUGGUGACCAGAAGGCGUCGGCGCUGCCUGAUGACGAGGAAGGCGAGGCCAUGUCCGUGAGUGACGAGAAGUCGGGAAAGGACGCGAGGGCCGGCAAGGCAGAUCCGGCACUGCACGACGGAACAAACCAAGUUCCAGUCGCAUUCCCACCACAGGCCGUCAUGGGUUCAAUCCAGGACGAAUCCCUCAAGAGGCUCAUGAUGGCGUGGUACUAUGCAGGAUACUACACAGGUCUGUACGAGGGACAGCAGAAGUCGCAGCAGCAGCAUCAAGAGUAG